CGUGACUUCAUCAUCAUCAUAUCGUGUUUUUUUCUACAGUAGCGUAGUGGUCGAUUUUUGCAGCCUCUAUUUUCUUUGCGGUGUACAGCCGAGUUUCUCACUGAAUAGAGCAGUGUGCGCUGCAGGAAAGAUUGUGCAUUUUGUGGUGCAAGUGCAGCACGGUAACGCCAUCAGCAAAAGCCAUUGUUAAAUAGGGUCAGAAAAGGUGGCGUAGAAGUUUCCAGCAGCUCCCGGAUUCAUCGACACUCCCCCGUCGCUUCGAAAUCUUGUGCGCGUUGUGCGAGUCCCUUGUGCGAGCAGUUACAUUUCGACCCGAGGAAAAAAAUCCCCCGUCGUAACGCACCGUCAUCAUGGAUGAGGAAUACGACGCGAUCGUGCUCGGAACCGGCCUGAAGGAGUGCAUCCUCAGUGGAAUGCUGUCCGUGUCGGGCAAGAAAGUGUUGCACAUCGACCGAAAUAAGUAUUAUGGUGGUGAAUCGGCUUCGAUUACGCCCCUCGAGGAUUUGUUCUCUCGGUUCGCCGUGGACCUGCCGGAGGGAAAGUAUGGUCGCGGUCGGGACUGGAAUGUAGAUUUGAUUCCCAAAUUCCUAAUGGCCAACGGGCUGCUGGUGAAGCUGCUGAUACACACGGGUGUGACCCGUUAUUUGGAGUUUAAGUCAGUUGAAGGGAGCUACGUUUACAAAGGUGGUAAAAUUUCCAAAGUUCCGGUCGAUCAAAAGGAGGCUCUCGCGUCGGAUCUGAUGGGACUGUUUGAGAAACGACGCUUCCGGAACUUCCUGAUCUACGUGCAGGACUUUGUCGCGGACGAUCCAAAAACAUGGAAGGACUUUGACCCAUCCACCAAGGACAUGCAGGCCUUGUACGAAAAGUUCGGACUGGAAAAGAGCACUCAAGAUUUCACCGGUCACGCACUGGCCCUGUAUCGAGAUGAUUCGUAUCUUACCGAGCCGGCCAUCAAAACGAUCAAUCGCAUUAAGCUGUACUCGGACUCGCUGGCACGUUACGGCAAGUCGCCGUAUCUGUACCCAAUGUACGGUUUGGGAGAACUGCCCCAGGGCUUUGCACGACUAUCGGCUAUAUACGGCGGUACGUACAUGCUAGACAAGCCGAUCGAUGAAAUUGUGUACGAUGCCAGCGGAAAAGUCGUCGGCGUACGUUCCGGCGAAGAGGUGGCCAAAUGUAAACAGGUCUACUGCGAUCCCACCUAUGUACCAAACAAGGUACGCAUCUCGGGAAAGGUUAUUCGCUGCAUUUGCUUGCUGGAUCACCCGAUCCCGAAUACGAAGGAUGCCCUUUCGACUCAGAUCAUCAUUCCACAGAUGCAGGUCGACCGCAAGUCGGACAUUUACGUAUCGCUCAUCAGCUCGACGCAUCAGGUAUCGGCCAAAGGAUGGUUCAUUGCCAUGGUAUCCACCACGGUGGAAACCGGCAACCCCGAGGCAGAGAUUAAACCCGGUCUUGAUCUGCUCGGGCCGAUCGCACAAAAGUUCAUGUCCAUUACGGAUUACUACGAACCAACCGACGAAGGUUUGCAGUCCCAGGUGUUCAUCUCGCAGUCGUACGAUGCAACCACACACUUUGAAACCACCUGUCUGGAUGUGCUUGACAUUUUCAAGCGCGGCACCGGCGAGGACUUUGACUUUUCCAAAAUCAAGCAGGAACUUGGUGACGAGGAGCAGUAAAACGGUUGGGCAGCCCUACAGUAGAACGCCACAGUGUGAAAAGGGAAUGGGAGAAAUAAGCAAACAACCAUUGUGUGGAAAAAAUAGAAGCUCCGAGGCGAAAUUAAUGGUGGAGCAAAGGUGCAUGCCGACAAGGGCAACAUCUAU
Molecule: messenger RNA, 1829 nt
Organism: Anopheles funestus (African malaria mosquito)
Lineage: Eukaryota; Metazoa; Arthropoda; Insecta; Diptera; Culicidae
Gene: Gdi
Product: rab GDP dissociation inhibitor alpha
Exons: 3
Coding region: 351-1682 (443 amino acids)
Biological process (GO): vesicle-mediated transport; small GTPase-mediated signal transduction; protein transport
Cellular component (GO): cytoplasm
Molecular function (GO): Rab GDP-dissociation inhibitor activity
Source: RefSeq, a predicted model, not a curated record